AUGAAGAACUGAGUGUGUGCGGGGAUUCUGGCAGCAGGUUUUCAGCACAACACCGUCAUUUACCGGGACGAUCCUUCUCCACUUUACUGUCUGACCUUAUCGACUGCUCUGGUUUACCGGGACGAUCUUUUACUGUCUGACCUUAUCGACUGCUCUGGUUUACCGGGACGAUCUUUUACUGUCUGACCUUAUCGACUGCUCUGGUUUACCGGGACGAUCUUUUACUGUCUGACCUUAUCGACUGCUCUGGCCUUACGUCAGCAACCCGGAAGUGGCGUCGCACAGUGGUGAAGGUUUCAGUAAACAGUCGGUUAGCAACAAUACCGAAUCAUGAGCUGGUCUCUAACCGUGUAGAGAUUGAGUUAUAUUUAUUUCCCGCUGUAUGUGUCUGUUCUUUCUCUCGCCAUGAUUCCCGUGCCGCUCGUCGUGUGUGUUUUGGGCGGCUGGUGUUUCGUCUAUCUAACAGACGUGCUUCUGAAGUUGUCUGAGUCAUAUGGUCAUUGUUAUGAGAUGUGGCUAGGGUCAAAGGGUCUGUCUCUCUCUCCGUUCCACAUCCGCUGGCAGACCUCCCUCUUCAACCGCCUCUUCUCACGCUGCGCUCGCAUCAACCCCCACGCCCUCUACCUCUGGUUUACCAGUGGUCUAGUGUUUGGCCUGGUGUCUAUGUGCGUGUGCAGGUUUACCAGUGGUCUAGUGUUUGGCCUGGUGUCUAUGUGUGUGUGCAGGUUUACCAGUGGUCUAGUGUUUGGCCUGGUGUCUAUGUGUGUGUGCAGGUUUACCAGUGGUCUAGUGUUUGGCCUGGUGUCUAUGUGUGUGUGCAGGUUUACCAGUGGUCUAGUGUUUGGCCUGGUGUCUAUGUGUGUGUGCAGGUUUACCAGUGGUCUAGUGUUUGGGCUGGUGUCAAUGUGUGGUUCGGUGGUGCUGCUAAUUAGAACCCUGCAGCAGACUGUCCAUCAGAUGACAUCAGACCACCCUCAGGGAGCCAAUCAACAGACACUUCAGGUGGUGGUCCCAGGUAUAAACCUGCCAGUCAGUCAGCUGGCCUACUUCUUCUCUGCUCUGCUGGUCAGUGGGGUCAUACACGAACUGGGCCAUGCCGUGGCAGCAAUACGGGAGCAGGUACGUGUGAACGGUUUCGGUGUGUUUGUGUUCGUGGUUUAUCCCGGAGCUUUCGUAGAUCUCUUCACCACACAUCUCAACCUCAUCUCACCUGCCCAACAGCUACGCAUCUUCUGUGCAGGGGUGUGGCAUAACUUUGUGCUGUGUGUAGCAGCGUUGUGUUUCCUCUUCCUGUUGCCUGUCUUACUGUUUCCUGUUUACUACACUGGGGCUGGAGCCCUCGUCUCCGAGGUGGUGCAGGGCUCUCCUGCAGAUGGUCCUAGAGGUCUGUCAGUAGGUGACAUGGUGACGGGGCUGGAGGAUUGUGACGUCAGAACAGUAGAGGACUGGAACUCCUGUCUCACAACCCUCACACACACCCCUCAGACUGGAUACUGCGUCCCCACACACACCCUGCAACCCAGCUGGGCCCACGGUCGAGUUUACAGGAGGCUGGAUACUUCUAUAGAAUGCUGCAGUAACAACAGUCAGUCUGAUCUUUGCUUCUCCUACACCAAACUACAGGACAAGGAGGUGAGACGCACAAACAGACGCACAAGCAAGCAAACAAACACACACACACACAUAGGGCUGACCCCAUUUAGGUACAGUCCAAUAGGCACAGUCCAAUAGGUACAGUCCAAUAGGUACAGUCCAAUAGGUACAGUCCAAUAGGUACAGUCCAAUAGGUACAGUCCAAUAGGCACAGUCCAAUAGGCACAGUCCAAUAGGCACAGUCCAAUAGGUACAGUCCAAUAGGCACAGUCCAAUAGGUACAGUCCAAUAAGUACAGUCCAAUAGGUACAGUCCAAUAGGAACAGUCCAAUAGGAACAGUCCAAUAGGCACAGUAUGGUGGUAGGUGAAU
Salmo salar (Atlantic salmon) is the source of this 1964-nucleotide messenger RNA. Lineage: Eukaryota; Metazoa; Chordata; Actinopteri; Salmoniformes; Salmonidae. The record is from RefSeq and is a predicted model, not a curated record.